AUGACUGAACUACCUGGGACUGUCCCCAAGGUCGCAAUUUUGUUGUUGGUGUUCCUGUGCAACGGCCGCCCGUGGGGGAGAACGCCCGCAUCUCUGAGACGGCGAGUGUUGGCGCUGAGCUCCGCCCGGACCUUGAGCCCCUGUGGCAUUGCGGGGGAAGUCUGUACUCUCGCCGGGAGCCUCGAAGCCCCGAGGGAACCAACUGGGCUAGAGCUGACGUCACGAGGCACUGUGCCAAUCCGUCCGGGCUCUUAUUUUUCGGAGGCAAAGCUGAUGCGACUGAGCUUAGAGAUUGGGAUUAGAGACGUAGUAUCACUCUUAUCUAAAUCUAAAUCACCCCCCCCUCCUCUUUCGCCGCAGAAGGAGGAGUGCCCGCGACGCCUCAUGAAGUGCCAACACUGUGAGCUGGAGGUGAUCGCCCAGGAGUUCCAGCGCCACGUCGACUACUGUGAGUCUCGGACGGAACUCUGCAAGGGCUGCACCAAGUAUGUCCAGUUCAAGUACCUUCAGUUCCACUACGAGUAUGAUCACAAGCACUAAGUAUUCCCUCCCUCAGACCAGGAGAAUAGUUCUGACGAGGAGGGGUCGGAGUGCCCCAUCUGCCUGGGCCCCGUGACCCUCCCCCUCGUGCUGGAGUGCGGCCACACCUUCUGCAUGGUGUGUGUCAAGGGCAUCGCCAACACCACCAAGAACUGCGCCAUCUGCAGGAGAGAUAUUCCUCGGGAUAUGCUUAUGGAUAUUAGAUUCUGUCGCGAGGAGGACAUCAUCAAGAACUACGUCAACAAACCACGCGAGAAGAAGACCCAGCGAAGUCACAGCGUCCCGAGUAGGACCUCAUCCUCGUACAGCAGUUCCUCCCGACGUGUAGCUCGCACCACACAGGACUAUGAUGACAUGGUGUCCGCCCUCCUCUCUAGCCGCACCUCCUCCACGUCGUACCGGUACCAGCGCCCCGCCAACACCCACACGCCGCCCUCCUACACGCCUUACUCCGGCUCCGAGUCCUGCAAGGAUUCCUGCAAGGACACGGACUCCAAGGACGACGACUGCUGCUGCUCCUCGUCCAAGUCCACCACGUCGUCCUCGUCCACCACCGCCACUCCUCACCCACGGCGUCCACGGCGCGCACCACCUCCACCACCACCACCAGCUCUGUGUCGAAGCCUCCGCCAGCCUCCUCCGUGUCGACCUCCAGCUCCACCUCUUGAAAAGGUUUCGUCGUCGAGUACCAGCAAAACGUCCUCCUCCGUGAGUACCCGGUCCGUGGCCAGAUCCUCAUCUACCUCCUCGACAACUACCUCUUCCUCCGAAUCCUCGUCCUCAACCUCGAGCUCAUCUUACUCGUCGUACUCCAACGGUGCUCGUCCUCGGAGGCCGACCUCUCUCGCCCUUGAGACGACAGCGGUCAUGUCCUCCGUCUCGGCCUCCGUCACGUCCUCCUCAGCUUCCUCUCGUUCAAGCGGCUCUCGCGACGUCGAGCCGCCAGCGAACGCAACUCAAGAACAGUACGACAGGUGGCUUGCCUUCCAGCUUGCCAAGGCCGAGGACGAUCUGCCUCCUUCAGAGUUCAACAAGAAGCACCGACCGACCUUCAGGAGGUCCCUCUCCAUGCCAGAGCGCGCACAGGACAGCUCGUCCGACAGCAGCGACUCGGAGGACUCGGAUUCGCCAAGGUCACGCAGGAGCUCACGACGCCCCCCAGCGUCUCCUCGCACCGUCACAAACUCUUCGUCGUCGUCGUCGUCGUCUUCCUCCAGCAGGAGCACACCCAUCAGUAAAUCCUCAAGCGAUUCUAACGCCUCCAGCAGCACCAGCAACAGCGGCAGUGCCCUCAGCACAGGCGCUCGGCCCAAGAAUGCCGGCCUCAAGAAGAGGGUGUCCUUCAAGGAAGACGGACCCGCCAUCCGUCGCGAGGCGCCCGUGAUGCUGCCCUGCGAGUUCUGCGACGAGAUGUUCGCUGAGCGCGACCUCAUGCGGCACCAGACCAGCUGCGAGCAGAACGAGACGCAGCUCCCCCGCGCCUCCCGUAUCGCCCAGCGCGCGGCCGCAGCGGCAGCCGCAGCCGCCAUGAGCUCCAGCACCUCCACGACCUCCUCCUCUGGAAUCACGACCACCACCUCCUCGAACACCACCGUUGAGACGUCCUCUGUCCAGUCCUCCUCGAUCCAGUCCAGGAUCCAGAGCACAGCCUCGUCCUCGCCGAGAAGGAGUCCCGCCCCCACGCCCCCACCCCCGAGGACCCCGACGCCGGUGUGCGCGCCGCCCAGGAAAGCCACGGCGCCCUCGAAGAGCCCCGCGCCCGUCCCGCCCCGAAGUCAGUCGUCUGGGUCUUCGAGGAGAAGUCCCACUCCUGCCUCCCCGGGCCCCUCCAGGAGUUACUCCUCAGGAUGGAGGAGUUCGAGGGACACAUCUCGCGUCAGCCCAGUGAGCACGCCCACCAGUCCUCCGCCCAGCUGCCCGCCCUCGAUCAGCCCGCCGCCCGUCAGCCCGCCGCCCACCACCACCAUCACCAUCGUCGACCAGAAGCCGUCGGUCGUCGUGUCUCCGAGCCAGAGCGCUGGCAGCAACCGGCCCUUCAGCGUCAGCCCGGCGCCCUCGAGUUCGACAAGCAACAGCUCCGUCAGCAGCGGAUCCAUGAGCAGUAGUUCCGUCUCAACCACGCCCUCCACGAGCAGUUCGGCCUCGCCCGUGCCGGCCAUCAGUGCCACGCCCGAGCUGGCACCCCCGGACACCCCGACGACCGACCUCGAGUACGACUACGAGGACGAGGACGGCCCCUUCAUGCGGCCACGGCGCGGCCGCCUCCUGUCCUCCGCCAUCUUCUCGUGGCGCAGCAUCUCGGGCAGCAGAAGGGGCUACACGCGCUCCAACACCGCCCCCCUGGAGGACACCGGCGCUGACGAAGAAACGACGCAGGUGCAGCCGGUCAUCACCAGCCGCUCGGCGACGCAGCUGCCCGCACACCGCCCGAGUCCCGACAUCGAGACCGCAACCUCGCCGCAGCCGUCCUCCUCCUCCCCGCAGCUCAGCACAGCGUCACAGAAGACCACGUCGCCACAGCCCUCCGCCCCCGACACACAGACGAAGCAGCCGUCGGCGUCCCCGCAGCCGACGCAGGAGCACGCCGAGACCGUCUUCAUCAAGAACCCGCACAAAUACCGGGCUCCCCCUCCGCCCCAGACGCCGCCCAACCUCCCCAACCUGCCCAACCUGAAGACGUCCCCCUCGCCCACGCCCAACAUCAACGGCUACAUCAAGAGCCCGACGCCGUGGGAGAAGGCCUUCAUGAGCAACAAGGCCGCCAGCCCGCCGCCCACGACCUCGCCCACGCCCGCGCCGGAGAAGACGCUGGCCAACGGAUACGUGAACGGCGUCAUCAAAUUCGACAGCAAGACCAUGAUGAACGGCCUCAUGUCCAAGGAGAUCGAGGAGUUAAUACCCUGUGAAUUCUGUAAACAGGUAUUCUCUCCUGAUAAGUUUCGAAGCCAUCAGACCAUGUGUGAGGCCGCGCUCCAGCCGCCCUCGCUUCGAAGCGCCGCGCCCUUGGAGCAGCCCGCCACGCCUAAGGGCAAGACCUCAGCCCCAGCGCGCCACAACAAGGGACCUGCGCCGUCCCCGCCGGAGUCCUUCGGCAAGGACGACGACGCCGAGGACGACUAUGAGGCGCACCGCAUCAGGCGAAUGGAGAGGUCGCAGUCCGUCAAGGACGACCGCUCGUCCUUCAGCGACGGCAUCCGCGUGUCCCGUCGUCUCGAGCGUGCCUCUAGCAUCAAGGAGUCGAGGACCUUCUACGGCGACAACGCCAGCCUCUCCCGCCGCUGGGGAUCCCGAGAGGUCCUGCACAGCAACAGUAUGGAGUCCUCGUCGUCUCUCGCGUCCGGCGGCUCGGCUUACACCUCACAUACACACAGCACAGACAAUUCCGCCGAUACAGCUGGCACGAGACAAACGCCAUACACAAACAAGAUUUAUUGCAAAAGCGUGAGACAAGGAUUUCGAAAUCCUCCUACAUCUCGCCUUCAGAUCAUGAAGCUCAGAAGGAUUUCGAAAACAAUGAUAACGGAGGUGACUCAGAUAACGGAGGCGAACUAG
Penaeus vannamei (Pacific white shrimp) is the source of this 4092-nucleotide messenger RNA. The record is from RefSeq and is a predicted model, not a curated record. Lineage: Eukaryota; Metazoa; Arthropoda; Malacostraca; Decapoda; Penaeidae.